Molecule: messenger RNA, 2071 nt
Organism: Ectocarpus sp. CCAP 1310/34
Lineage: Eukaryota; Phaeophyceae; Ectocarpales; Ectocarpaceae
Source: the annotation of a GenBank genome assembly
GAUCGCCGUCACGACAUACAGGCACUGCUGUACACUCCAAGCGCCAGGUUCGCCAGAAAAUCAGGUCCCAGCCGGCGUACGGUUCACCCAUAUGUGGCCGGCAGUCUGACAUCCAUUCGCAGAGAGCGAACAAGAAGGGCACGCUCGAUUCUCGGCUCCCACGCACUACAUCGGCGUUUUUGACUUGGUUUUAGAGAGCGGGCUUGGGAUGGAGCUUGCCGCGGAGAUGUCUGCUGCACGGAAUGCACCAGGUGCCCGGCAGACUGCAUGGAUGCUGAACGGGAUCCGAACGGAGGUGGUGGUGAUCCCCUACGCCGACCGAACUUUCGUCAUCGUCACGCAAAUGAAGAAGCUUGGCAACUUGUUGAUGGCGACUUCGGAUGCCGCCGGGGGCAUGGUGACGGGCAGCGGGGGGCGGAGAUAUAGCGUGCAAGUUUUGCUUGGAAGGAGGGACGACCCUCUUCUCUGCUUGUACGCGCGACAAAUGCUGGAACAGAUGAAGUCAGACAAGCCACUGCUGCUGGCAGUAUGUCUCAAAGAGGAGGGACGGGAUACGAAGACGUUCCAAGAGGUUAUGAACCAGGUUCUCUCGCUCGGAGGAUGGCGCGGGUGAUGCGAUAACGGCGACGCCUAACGGAGGCCAAGAAGCCUAUCAGAUGCUCAUCCGCCGAAGUUUGUCAGGGAUAAAGAAUUGAUCCGUUAUUUGAAGAACGGGUCGGUCAAUCGAAGAACAGGUCGAUUAUUCGAAGAACAGGUCGAACAUUCGAAGAACAGGUCAAGCAUUCGAGUAACAGGUCGAUCAUGGAUGCUUGAAGGAGUACGAGUUGUAGAUGGUAAAUAGCUUGACCCCAGGGAAAAUGAAAAGGUACUGGUAUCCGACAGAUGAUGGCAUGUGGGAAGGUGUACCGAUUGUGGGUAAGCGUCUGUUUACUUUGACCAUAUUCCGCAUGUACACCUUCGCAUUUGAUCCGCAGGGGCGUCUUGAUGGGAAGGUGAGCUGGAUGACGACGAGUUGAUUGUGUGGGCCCAGCAAUGGCGCAGAGCGUCUGUUGUACAUGCUGAGGCUGUCAGGGUCGGAAAGUAUCCGCUGUUUCGAUUGAUCAGCGCCCCUCGCUUUUGUACUAGGAUGAAGCAAAGUAGACGUAGCACCAAACUGGCAAUAUAAUUGAUUGUGACGUAGGCACUGCUGUUGCUGUUCGAGUGAGAGUGCGUGCGGGUAGACUUUGAACCUCUGGCAAGGAUAUUGCAGUAGUACGGUGACCCUCGUGAUUUUUUGUAUCUCUUGUGCUGGGGGUUGAAUGCACGUUCGAGUCAAAGCCCCCGGGCGCGUGCAAUGUGUGCUUCUCAUGUUUCUGGGUAAGAGCUUCGAAUAUUUACUGGAUCGUUUCGGGAUAGUUGAUCUCGGAUGUUGUUGUCGUUUGUCGUUUGUCGUUUGCAUUUUGGCGAGGACCUUGACCACGUGGGUGGCCACAAUGAUACCAGUGAGGACUCUCGCUUUCGUCCUGAUGCUCUGUUUGCCAUGGCGCUAUGCAUUGGGUAGUUUAGGCUCUAAAGCGAGUAAUUUGGAAAGUUUGGAGCCAGUUAUUCCUUGCCCAGUAGGAUGGUAAGCGGUCGACGCCGCGCUGGUAUCCGUAGCUCAGCAGUUGACGAAAGCACGAACUAUGGAUGCGAACGCGGCGACCGGCGAAGGGGAUGUCCUUCACAUCGACUCGUUUUAUGCAUGGGAAACAUGCGCGUCGGCGCCGAGAGCUUUUUUUGUUGUUGGCAACACAUGAGCGCCGUGAUUCGAUGGUGGUGAAGGGAAUUCGCGGAUCGAAAAGAAAAGUUGACAGCAACAAUCCGGUACUACACCGAUGACGAUGCAGAAUUGCCAGCACCGCUGUGGACAUAUUUUGCUAUUUCAUUUCAGACUACAUGCACAUGGUGAGGAGGGGAACAGGGGAUCGAUCCUCCUCACGAUUAAUCUCACUCAUGGCGCGCAUCUCAGCAGGACUCGGUACCGGGUUAGAGAGAGAAGAGUUCGGCGUCAGAUAGAUAUAGUCUAGUCAAGAGCAAUGAAUAAAAAAUGUUU